AUGGCUGCACAGACCGCCCUGAGUCCUUGGAUCUCUAUUUUCUCCCACCCGGGCGUGAGAGACUACUCUCAACUGACCCUUGAUCUGACCAGGAAUGAACUGAUAGUGGGUGCAAGAAAUUUCCUCUUCAGAUUGAGUCUCAACAACGUGUCUCUCAUCCAGGCAACGGAAUGGAUUCCAGAUGACGACACCAGGAGGUCCUGUCAGAGCAAAGGGAAGACUGAGGUAGAGUGUCAGAACUACCUCCGUGUGCUACUGGUCAAUAAGACUGAGGUCAUCACCUGUGGAACCAACGCCUUCCAGCCCCUCUGUAUCACCCGGGAGGUGGGGAACAUGUCCAGCGUGUUGGAUCGUGUGAACGGCGUGGCACGGUGCCCGUAUGACCCUCGCCAUAACUCCACGGCGGUGGUGACGGAGAGUGGUGAGCUGUUCGCCGCCACUGUCAUAGACUUUUCGGGUCGCGACCCCGUCAUCUACCGGAGCCUAGGAGGCAUGCCACCCCUCCGGACUGCCCAGUACAACUCCAAGUGGCUCAACGAACCCCAUUUCAUCUCAGCGUACGAUGUGGGUCUCUUCACCUUUUUCUUUCUGCGUGAGAACGCCGUGGAACACGACUGUGGGAAGACUGUCUACUCACGGGUGGCCCGAGUCUGUAAGAACGACAUCGGGGGACGGUUCCUACUGGAGGACACCUGGACCACCUUCAUGAAGGCCAGGCUGAACUGCUCGCGCUCAGGAGAGAUCCCCUUCUACUAUAACGAGCUGCAGAGCACCUUCUAUCUGCCUGAACAAGACCUCAUCUAUGGGAUAUUCACCACCAACGUGAACAGUAUAGCAGCAUCUGCAGUGUGUGCAUUUAACCUUAGCUCCAUCACCCAGGCCUUCAACGGGCCCUUCCGUUCCCAGGAGAACCCCCGCUCUACCUGGCUGCCCACCCCAAACCCCAUCCCCAACUUCCAGUGUGGAACCAUAGAUGACGACGGCGGUCCUAACGAUGGUCUGACGGAGCGCAGCCUCCAGGACGCCCAGCGGCUGUACCUUAUGAACGACGUGGUGCAGCCCGUCUCUGUGGACCCCUUGGUCAUGCAGGAUGAUGUGCGCUUCUCCAGGCUGGUAGUGGACAUCGUACAGGGUCACGACACCCUCUACCACGUCAUGUACAUCGGCACAGAAUACGGCACCAUCCUGAAGGCCCUGGCCACCACCAAUAAGAGCCUUCAGGGGUGUUACCUGGAGGAGAUCCAGCUCCUCCCCCCUGGGGUGCGGGAGCCAAUCCUGAGCCUGCAGAUCCUUCACAGUGAUAGGUCACUGUUUGUAGGACUCAACAACAGAGUUCUGAAGAUUCCAUUGGAGAGAUGCUCCAACUACAAGACUGAGACGCUAUGCCUGGAGGCACGGGACCCCUACUGUGGCUGGGACAGAAAACAGAGACGCUGCACCACUCUAGAGGACAGCUCCAACAUGAGCCAGUGGAGUCAGAACAUCACUGUGUGUCCGCUGAGGAACCAGACCACCAAUGGCGGCUUUGGACCCUGGACGACGUGGCAAACAUGCAGCAAUGACGAUGGCGACGGCACCAGCUCCUGUCUGUGUCGCUCCAGGGCGUGUGACAAUCCCUCUGCUCGCUGUGGUGGGAGGAACUGUGAGGGGUCCACCAUCGAAGUCUCCAACUGCUCGAGAAACGGAGGAUGGACACCAUGGUCGUCAUGGGGACAGUGCAGCACCACCUGUGGAACAGGGUUUGAGAUGCGCCAGCGCUCCUGCAACAACCCCUCGCCCCGACAUGGGGGACGUGUGUGUGUGGGCCCGGUCAGGGACGAGAGGUUCUGUAACGAGGGUGUGUCGUGUCCCCAGCCUAUCUUCUGGUCCCUAUGGGGUGGCUGGGCUAAGUGCAGUGCAGAGUGUGGAGGAGGGGUCCACUCCAGGGUCAGAAGCUGUGAGAACGGGAACAGCUGCCCAGGCUGCGCAUUGGAAUACAAGGCGUGUAACCUGGAGGCGUGUCCAGAGGUGAAGAGGAACACCCCUUGGACCCCGUGGAUGCCUGUCAACGUGACGCUGGGCGGAGCACGCCAAGAGCAGAGGAUGCGCUACAUGUGCCGCGCCCAGCUGGCAGACCCCCACGAGCUGCAGAUUGGACGACGCAAAGUAGAGACCCGCUUCUGCCCCAACGACGGCAUGGCCACCUGCGAGACUGACACUCUGGUGGAGGACCUCCUGAGGACCCCUGUGGUACGAGUGGCGGGCUCCGGCUGGUCGUCAUGGGAGACGUGGUCCGCCUGCUCCCAGGACUGUGCCAAAGGGUACCGUACCCGCAAGCGUACCUGUGCCACGCCAGAGGGCAAGGUUGCCCCCCCAGCCUGCAGGGGUUCGCCCGUAGAGUACCAAGACUGCAACUCUCAGGCCUGCCCAGUGAGUGGAGCCUGGUCCUGUUGGUCGUCGUGGUCUCAGUGUUCGGUACCCUGUGGUGGAGGGCACUAUCAGCGUACCCGAUCCUGUAACAAUCCCAGCCCUGUCAACGGAGGAGAUAUCUGUAUUGGCCUACACACUGAGGAAGCGCUGUGCAACACACACACCUGUGACGGUGGCUGGAUGGCCUGGUCUCUGUGGUCAGCAUGUGAUGACGUAGGGCUGCAGGUACGCAGCCGGGUCUGUGGGGCUCAAGGCUCCGCCCCCUGUGUGGGAAACAGCACUGAGCACAGGGACUGCAACGAGAUUCCAGUGAUUCUCCCUGCGUCUGGCUUUGAUAAGGACCAGCAAUGCAGAGCAUUCACCUCUCUGCACCUGAUAGCCACAGGCGUGUCCUGUUUCCUGGGGGCGGGCCUUCUGUCCUUCCUGGUCUAUGUGUACUGCCAGCGCUUCCACAAGCCCUCGCAGGAGUCUGCCGUCAUACACCCAACCACACCCAACCACCUCAACUACAAAGGCAACACCACACCAAAGAACGAGAAGUACACGCCCAUGGAGUUCAAGACUCUGAACAAGAACAACCUGCUCCCAGACGAGAGGUCUAACUUCUACCCAACGCCCCUGCAGCAAACUAAUGUUUACACUACCACCUACUACCCCACAGCGCUGAGCAAAUAUGACUACAACAGGCCUGACUCCUCCCCUUCCCCUUGCAGGACCUAUAACCACAGCUAAGACACACACCCCAAGGACCCCAGCCCCACCUACCUACCCAGACUGAACUGAACUCCACCCCCAUCGCCAUGGUGACAAAUGCCAUGGUGACUGAACACAACCUAAGACCUGGAUCUCAUUUUUGCUCUCCUUUCCUUUAUCCCAUGGUAUUGCCCAAAUGGUGGGGGGUGUGUGUGUAAGGGUAUACCUGGAACGUACUAUCAGCACUCUAGGGGUGGAUACAGUAUGGAUGCUGAUGCCUCCCCUAGACUCACUAAGUAGAGCCAGGAACCUGAUCAUGAUACUGGACAUCACAGUGUCAACAUAGUGCUUUGAUGGAGAGCUGAAUGAGGAACUCCAUAAGACACUAUAAGCUACAGUUUGGAGUUGGACAACGACUUAUCCCUGUGGAACUUGACAACCUGAGCGCCUUACUGUAGGUGUUGUGUUGCUAUUCAGAGAGGCUCGAGAUACUCAAAAUGGUCGCAUCUUCUCCUCUCUGGUCUGUCUGAUCACCUCUAUGAAUGAGUCUCUAUGACACCAACAUCCCCUCUAUCUGCAGCAUUUAUCCCCAUUAUAAACUCAGAAUUCUCCCAACAACAAAUGCAGUUACCGAGAACAACCCAACCGGCGCAUAUCCUGGUGUCUGUCCUUGCUUCAGUGCUGGGGAACCAAAAAAAAAACUCAAUUAAUUCAAGAGAUCAGGAGGUCAAUAUCAGUUCUAUUGUGUUUGGAGGUGGAUGGAUGAAUGCACUCAGCUCACCUCAUCACAUGACAUGAGGAGGACAAGAACCUGGGACUUCAGCUCUGCCAUGUUUUUGGGUGGUACUAGAGGACCAGGGGAACAGAGGCACAUCCAUGGAUGGCAGCGUGUGAUCGGUUAUGGAAAAACACUACCUAUAUUGGUCCACACAGAUACAGACAUACUCAUUGCUGGAUAGACUGUAGUUUUAAUCUGCUUAUGUCCAAACAAGGCCCCACACUUCAGGCUGCCUAGCUGUGUUAUGUAAUGUAUAGGUAGGCUUCCCAGGGAACGAUCUGAACAUGGGAUAGAGAGCUGAGGUGUCUGACUGAGAGAGUUGGAAUCAGUUGAUGGGAUACAGUUGAUACAGCUUUGGUUGCCCCGGGUGCCUGUCUGUAUGCAACAGAGGGGAUAAUGUGGGGUCAGAUUCUAUAAAGACUUCUAGAAGGGAAUUCCCUUGUUUCUAGAAGGGAAUGGAUGCAUUCUACUGAGUACUGUACCUACCUACUACCGCUCAGUGUGCAAAACUGGACUGCAACCGCAUUUUGAUAUGAUAUCAUACAAGCUAGGAUAAUAAACUAGUAGUGUGGCACCUUUUUUUAAGUUGUUUUUUUUUAUGAGGGAGGUUAUUUGUUUAAUGCUAGAGAGAGAGAACAGUAGUAUAGGAGGAAAAGUUUUAUUUUACAAAUAAUAGCUGAUUCACUUUUUAGUUUCUCAUCAGUUUCACAUCAGAAAAUACAUUAUUUUUUAAAUUUUUCAAAGCAGCUUAGUAGCCAAUAUGUAUCUGACAUAUUUUACAAAUAAGAACAAAAAAAUAAAACACAGAUUUAUGUAGAAGCAAAUAUAAGUGACUGUAGCAAAUAUUAAUGGAUCCCUCUCUUAACAUUGCUAAAUCAUGCUUAGAAAUACUUUGGUAUGAGAUUAAUGUUUUGCUUGUGUGUGUAUGUUUGCUUGCUUCGUAUGUGUAUGCCUGUGAGCUUGAAUGAGGAGAGGAACAGACAACUCUGUAUGUAUUUUGUACAAUGUAAAUGUAAUGCUUUAUUACAUAUGACUGUAUAUGACGGGAUCUGUAAAGGACUAUGUGCAUUUUUUCACACAUUAUGAUGAUGGCACUGCUGAUGUUCCGCUGGGUUUCUGUGUGUUCCACGUAUAAGAUGUUAAUCAUUGUAAGUUAAGGAGAGCUGCGCGGUUCUCAUGGGGAAGCUUGGAUCAUAAAGGAAUUUGAGAAACACAACUGAGCUAUAUUUUCUUAUUAUGCCUGAUGUUAUGCUAAUUCAGCAGCGAUGCUUCUAGUUCCUCUCAUAGAAAUAGAAGGAUUUUAUUCUAUCAUUUUAAUUCUAUAGUUCCGCUAUAUGCACGAGAGCUCUAUCUGUACAUAAGAGACAGCCUUCGAUCUGCAGACCAUUAAUGACAUCUAAAGGUUAGUAUAAUGUAAAUGUAUGUUAUUGUAUAGCUAACACUGUUUUUUGUUUUGUUUGUUUUGUUUGAAGCCUUAUAGUUGUAAAAAAGUGCAGCAGCUAUGUACACACCAACCAUGGGGUUUGUAAGGGGAUAGAGCUUGUCAAUGUGACUGGUUGACUAUGGCCUAGACAUCUUUUCCAGGGAUGUAUUCAUUCCACCAAUUCUGUUGCAAAAUGUUUCACAAACGGAAUGAAACGAAGAGGGACAUACAUGAAUUUGUCCAAUAAAAACUCUUGUUUUGCUCUUUUUGCUUCCGUUUGGGUCUUAAACGGUUUCCGUAAUGAAUACACAACAGCUGUUUUGUUACUUUGUGCAGAUGUACAGUUUGGCUACAUCUUGUGUAGUAUCUUAGAGUAACAAAGAUAGCCUGUAUUUUCAGAGGCACUCCUGCCAGUUUAAUACAGAAUCAAUGUCACCACCACAAUAAAAAAUGUAUAAUUAAAAGCCCUACCUUAAUAAAACAUGUAAAACAAGAACGUGAUACAGCAAAUGUACAACAAAGAGUCAUGUACAGUAUUAUCAUAGUCCAUUAGCUAGCUCAAAUUAGAUGUAAUUCUGCUGUUUAGAGCACUUAAAGUAACACUUCCAUCCUGUGGUUUUCCUUUUCCCCACAUGCCUCACCCACGUUUCUUGGGUUUGUAAUUGGCUCCCCCUAAAUGGUGACUCCCUCUAGUUUGCUUCCCCUGGCCCUGUAGUCACUUUUGAUUGGACAAACUGGAUGUCACAUUGUGGAGCUCUUUCCCCUGAUUGGCUCGGUGCCCUUCUAUGCAACUGACCUGGUGGUACUGUUAGAUAUGUGACGUAGACUGUAAUCACUGCCUUUUAGACACUGUGAAUUUUUUGGUACUCUAUAUUUUUGUAUAUUGUACAUUAUAAAGGAUAAUAAACCUUGAUG
This is a messenger RNA of Salvelinus namaycush (lake trout), 6218 nucleotides long. Its product is annotated as semaphorin-5B-like. The record is from RefSeq and is a predicted model, not a curated record. Lineage: Eukaryota; Metazoa; Chordata; Actinopteri; Salmoniformes; Salmonidae. The transcript has 21 exons. The coding region runs from base 1 to 3141 and encodes 1046 amino acids. Gene Ontology annotation, molecular function: chemorepellent activity; semaphorin receptor binding. Gene Ontology annotation, biological process: axon extension; semaphorin-plexin signaling pathway; axon guidance.